Messenger RNA from Clunio marinus, 201 nucleotides. NCBI's taxonomy places the organism in Eukaryota, Metazoa, Arthropoda, Insecta, Diptera, Chironomidae. The record is from the annotation of a GenBank genome assembly.
AUGAAGGGUGGUAUCGCUAAGCAAGUGGUUAAGUUGAACAAAUUGCUUAAUGCUAUUCUACUUACAGUCUUUGGUUUGUAUCGUUUCGGGUGUUUUCAAAGAAAAAGUUUACAGAGACAACGUCUUGCUGAUAAACGUUCCGUCGCACUCUUUUGUCUCCCUUUUUUAUGUAUAAGAAGAAUGACAUCAGUCGAGAUUUGA